UGUUACCACUGUGGAGAAAAAGGACAUUGGGUCCCAGAGUGCCCCUUGCGGACAAGAGAAAAAACUAACCAAGAAGAAAACAAAGACACCAGUCAAGACAUCUGUUACAACUGUCAACAACGCGGACAUUGGGCCAGUAACUGUCAACAACCCAAACGCAAACAACCCAGAAAAGGAAAAUGCUAUCAAUGUCAACAAGAAGGGCACUGGAAAUCCGAAUGU
This is a messenger RNA of Lottia gigantea (owl limpet), 222 nucleotides long. RefSeq lists its product as hypothetical. Lineage: Eukaryota; Metazoa; Mollusca; Gastropoda; Lottiidae. Gene Ontology annotation, molecular function: zinc ion binding; nucleic acid binding. The record is from RefSeq and is a predicted model, not a curated record. The transcript has a single exon. The annotation marks the transcript as partial.